UUCUGCCACUUCCCUACCAAAUAAACUGGCCUCAUCUCUCCUCCUCCUCAACAAACAACACAAUCACUCACACUUUCCACUUCUCUCCAUCCAAAUCUACAAGAGAUGGCCGCCGUCAGCACAGCCGUCGCCGCCCCAAUCAUCACUCGUCCUGUCAGCCACCACCGCAAGGUCAUAGUUUUCCCUUCUCCUGUCGUGGGGUUGCCACAAAUUCGAGUUCGAGGAAAUAUUCGAUGCUCGAUCGAUACGAAAGAGAUGAAUAAGAAAGCUAAGGCGUCGACAACGGCGGCGACAGCGACAGUGUUGGCGACUGGCAUGAUCGGAGCGACGGGGCCGUCGCUUGCGCUGGUGGACGAGAGGUUGACGACCGAGGGGACGGGGUUGAGUUUGGGUUUGAGCAAUAACUUGCUUGGUUGGAUAUUGCUGGGUGUGUUUGGGCUCAUAUGGGCUCUCUACUUUGCUUAUACAAGCACAUUGGAAGAGGACGAAGAGUCUGGAUUGUCACUGUGAAAUACAUUGUUGGUCAUGCUGGUGUAUUUAUUUUGAGAACUUGGGGUUUAUAAUAUUUUCUCAUAAGUUUUGUGGUAUAAUGUUUGAUCUUAUAUUGUUUUAAUGUAAUUUUGGUUAUGGUUUGCUCA
Phalaenopsis equestris is the source of this 638-nucleotide messenger RNA. RefSeq names its product photosystem II reaction center W protein, chloroplastic. Gene Ontology annotation, cellular component: chloroplast; photosystem II. The coding region runs from base 106 to 510 and encodes 134 amino acids. The record is from RefSeq and is a predicted model, not a curated record. The transcript has 2 exons. Gene Ontology annotation, biological process: photosynthesis. Lineage: Eukaryota; Viridiplantae; Streptophyta; Magnoliopsida; Asparagales; Orchidaceae.